AGACCGAAAUAAAUAUAACUGUGUAGGCUAACGUCAGCUAACGCUUCAUUGAAGGUCCUAAAACGGGUUCUCUUUCCCAGCACCCUCGCGCUGAGCUAAGUUACCGAUCAGACCACCAAUGUAGCUUUCCACACCCGGAACAAAUCUGCAAAGCUACUUAGCCUCUGAGCUAAUGGUUGGGCUAGCAUGAUUUUAGCAGCUUUGUGUUGAGAUUUUGGAGCGUUGAUCGGCGAUGAGGCGCUUGCUAAACUGUGUCCUCCAUGGACCCAAAGUUCUCCAAACCAUGUGGUUAGAUGUGUCCCCGUUUGGGGUGAAAAGCCGCCCCCUGAUGUUGUGCACGUCGUCCUUCCAGGCGGACGGUAUUUCGAACGGGACACACAGUAAGAAGGCGUUACUGUCAGACUCUCAGCUGUUUGAAGCCAAAUUCGAUGAGCUGGUGACGGAGUUGAUCGAGAGAGAUCUAAAGGAUCCGGGCCUGGCUGAUGCUCUGAACAGACACAGAGAGGUUUUGGUUUACAAUGUUCCUGGGGGUAAGAAGAACAGAGGGCUUUCUGUGAUUGGCUCCUUGAGAGAACUUCUCCCUCCCUCUCAGCUCACCCAGGAUGUUGUGGAAAGAGCUCUGGUGGUGGGCUGGUGCAUCGAGUUGCUUCAGGCGUUUUUCCUGGUGGCGGACGACAUCAUGGAUGGAUCUGUGCUACGCAGAGGACAGCCGUGCUGGUUCAGGAAGGAGGGAGUCGGGCUGGAUGCCAUCAAUGAUUCAUUUUUCUUGGAAUCAGCACUUUACAGGCUACUUCGAAAAUACUGCAGAGAGCAGCCCUACUAUGUCCAUUUGUUGGAGCUCUUCACAGAGACCACAUAUCAGACGGUGCUUGGACAGACUCUGGACCUCAUGACUGCUCCACCUGGAGAUGUUGACCUCAGCAGGUUCAGCAUGGAAAAGUAUAAAACCAUAGUGAAAUACAAGACAGCUUUUUACUCGUUCUACCUCCCAGUGGCAGCAGCAAUGUACAUGGCAGGAAUUACUAAUGACGUAGAGCACAAUCACGCCAAAGAAAUCUUACUUGAAAUGGGGGAGUUUUUCCAAAUACAGGAUGACUUUUUGGACUGCUACGGUGACCCUGCAGUGACUGGAAAGAUUGGCACAGACAUCCAGGAUAACAAGUGCAGCUGGUUGGUGGUGAAAGCUCUGGAGGUCAUGUCUCCUGAGCAGAGAACAGUUCUGGAGGCUUGUUACGGACGCAAAGAUGACGCCAGUGUGGAGAAGGUCAAAGCUCUCUACAAAUCUCUGCAGAUACAAACCCUCUAUCACAAAUACGAAGAAGAGAGCUAUCAGCGGCUGCAGAAGCUCAUCGCUCGCUGCGCUGUCACCCUUCCCACCACAGUUUUCCUAAAUUUUGCAAACAAGAUAUACAAAAGGAACAAGUGAUGACUUGCUAGACUGUGCGGAACCAGAGCAGCACAGCCCAUUUGAAAUGUUUUUAGACUGUAUUGAGAUUUCUUAAAAAAUCUACUCCUUUUAGCAGGAGAAAUGCUCAGAAAAAGGGUUAUGUGCAAACCUGCUGAGUCCUACAGGUCUGUGCAUUUUGAAUUGCACUUCUGUUCUUUGUCUGCUGAUUAUUAAAGCAGGUGCAUUGUUUAUAUCGAUUGAUUGUACUUACCUGGUUUCAACAGUUUAAUGUUCCCUGAAGCACUUGUUAACAUUUUUCCUGGACAAAACAAGGGUUUGUAAAGUGUGUAAAUAAAGGCAUUCUUGUUGAUUAUUUAAAACUAUUGCUUUUUGCAUUGCAGAAUAAGGUUUUUGAAAGUCUUGAUUUUAUUUCUCCUGAUAAAUAAAUAAUGAAAUGUA
Molecule: messenger RNA, 1846 nt
Organism: Oryzias melastigma (Indian medaka)
Lineage: Eukaryota; Metazoa; Chordata; Actinopteri; Beloniformes; Adrianichthyidae
Gene: fdps
Product: farnesyl diphosphate synthase (farnesyl pyrophosphate synthetase, dimethylallyltranstransferase, geranyltranstransferase)
Exons: 9
Coding region: 233-1426 (397 amino acids)
Biological process (GO): trans, trans-farnesyl diphosphate biosynthetic process
Cellular component (GO): cytoplasm
Molecular function (GO): dimethylallyltranstransferase activity; (2E,6E)-farnesyl diphosphate synthase activity
Source: RefSeq, a predicted model, not a curated record